UAUUAGACCACGCCUAUAAUUAAAACCCCGUAAUUUGGGUUAAUUCAACGCUCCGCCCCCUUUUGGGGGAGCAGACCGCACCCCCCCCCCCAAAUAAAUACGGAUUUUAAGAUUUAAAGGAGCCGUGCGUCUGGCCCUUUAAGAGGGGUGGGAAGCACCAGUGCGGUUUUUUUAAAGGGGUCUGGCCCCUUUAAGACGAGUAGGAGCCACACGCGCGGCUCUGGUGGGGGAAUGGGGUCCCUUUAGGAUGUUUUUUAAAGGGGGUCUGGGCCUUUAAGGGGGAUGAAAGAGGGGUCUGGCCCUUUAAGGCUGGUGGGACACACAAUGGCGUCAUUUAAAAGGUCCCUUUAAACCGCUCGGCCCCUUUAAGAGCCCUCAGAAGCCGCUGUUAAAAGGGGCCGAACCAAUCCUAUAACCCGGAAGCGCCUUCGGAGGGACCCACCCAACAUCACCGCUUUAAUUCCGCCCCGAUCACUCAUCAACUUCCGGUAAAACGCGGCGCCACUUCCGGCAAGGCGUAGACAAAAUGGCGGCCACGCCUGAGGGGGUCCCGGGGGUUUACGGGAUCGAGGAGGGAUCGGAGACCCCCGGGACCCCCUCGGGUUCCAUCCCGGAGGUGCCGCGGGUGCGGCGGCAGCGCGGGCGGUUCUUGGUGUGGGCUCCGCGAGCGGCGCGGACGCUGCGGGAGCGGCACCGAGUGUGGGGAGCGCUGGUCGGGACCCCCCCGAGGCGAGGCCGAGCUGGGCCGGGGGCGGCGGGGCCGCGGCUGCCGCUGGAGCUGAGGCCGGAGGAGGCGCGGGCGAUGCGGGAGAGCGGCGGAGCCGUCGUGGAAGCGGUCGAUGAGGCUGAAGAGGAGCUCGAGGAGACUCCGCAAGAGACAUCGCGCCCCUCCCCCCAAACCGAGCGGCGCUUCCGCGUUUUCCGGGAGCUGUGGGGGAGGGGCCUGCACCUGACCCAGGGCGGGAAAUUCGGGGGCGACUUCCUGGUGUACCCCGGUCCUCCCUCUCAGUUCCACGCGUGCGCAGUCGCGCUCUGCCCCUGCACUUCCGGCCCGCAGCCGCUGGGGGCGCUGCUCGCGGCCGCGCGCCUCGGGACGAGCGUGCGCAAAUCGCUGCUGCUGUGCGCGGCGCCGCCAGGGGGCGCCGUGGCCUGCACCGCCGUCACGUGGCGCGGCGACCUCGCGUGACGUCGCUUCCGCCUCACGUUACUUCCGGGUCUACUGAGAUCCGGCGCCGCGCUCGCGUGACGUCACUUCCGCCUCAUCAUUCCUCACCGUUUAUUCCGCCAUGACGUGGCGCGGCGCCCUGACGUGACAUCACUUUCGCCUCACAUCGAUUCCGGGCCCGUGCUGCGCUCCCGCGGCGCGUCGUCGCUCGCUCGACGUCGCCUCUACCUCGCGUUACGUCGUGGUCCACAGCAAUAGUGACCUCGCGUGACGUCACUUCUGCCUCACGUCGUAACUCACACCGUGAUCUUGUGUGACGUCACUUCCGCCUCACGUCGUAACUCACACCGUGAUCUUGUGUGACUUCACUUCCGCCUCACGCUGUUCGGCCGUCACGUGGCGCGGCGACCUCGCGGGACGCUACUGCCGGGUGUGCACCGUGCUCAAGUGGCGCGGCGAGCCGGCGUGACGUCACUUCCCCUUCACGUUACGUCGCCGUUUAUUUCGUCACGUGGCGCGGUGACCUCACGCGACAUCAAUUCCGGGAAGCGUGCUGCGCCCCGAGCUCGCGUGACGUCACUUCCGGCGCACGCUACGUCGUGCUCCACAGCAGUAGUGACUUCCCGUGACGUCACUUCCGCCUCGCGUUAUGUCGUAGUCUGUUCCGCCGUCACCCGGUGCGGUGACGUCACUUCCUCGUCACGUGACUCCGCAGGCGAGGCCGCUCAUCGCGGUUUCGUUUUCGAAACGCGAAAGUUUCGUCGGGCUUUUUAAAUUCUUAUUUUAACGAUAAUAAAAAUCGGGGUUUUUUUUAAUAAUCGUUCGGUUUAGUCUCGGCCCGGGGUGUCAGCGCUGUGUGGUGGGGGAGGGGAGGAGGCUGAACUGGGGGUGGCGACCCCAGAAUUUGGGCGGAGGGACCCCUUGAAUGUGGGGACGGAGACCUCUAAAUCUGGGGGGCGGAGAGCUCCGGACAUGGCGAGGAGACCCCCGGAUUUGGGGAAGGGACGCCCUCAAUUUUGGGGCAGAGACCCCCCAGAAUUCUGGGGGGAGGGACCCCUGCAAUCCCAGUUUUGGGGUUGAUCUGACCCCGGCCCUGUUCCGGGGGGGUGGGGGGGGGGGGGGUCCAUCCCCAAUUCCCACCCCCAUUUUGGGGGUUUUCCAUCUUCAUUCCCAGAGGGACCCCAGCCCCAUUUCCAGGGGGAUUCUUGGCCCAUUCUGAGGUCCCAUCCCAUAUCCAGCUGCUUUUGCCCCAUAUCCAGGCGUUUUCACCCCAAAUCCAGCUGUUCCCCCAUUCCAGCUGUUUUCCCCCCAAAUCCAGCCAUUUCCCCCCAAAUCCAGCUGUUUUCCCCCCAAAUCCAGCCGUUUUCACCCCAAAUCCAGCUGUUUUCCCCCCAAAUCCAGCUGUUUUCACCCCAAAUCCAGCCAUUUUCACCCCAA
Messenger RNA from Cinclus cinclus, 2602 nucleotides. It is a transcript of the gene TSEN34, whose product is annotated as tRNA splicing endonuclease subunit 34. Bases 527 to 1186 code for a protein of 219 amino acids. The transcript is spliced from 4 exons. NCBI's taxonomy places the organism in Eukaryota, Metazoa, Chordata, Aves, Passeriformes, Cinclidae. Gene Ontology annotation, molecular function: tRNA-intron lyase activity; nucleic acid binding. Gene Ontology annotation, biological process: tRNA splicing, via endonucleolytic cleavage and ligation; tRNA-type intron splice site recognition and cleavage. The record is from RefSeq and is a predicted model, not a curated record.